CCGGAGCGCAGGAUCGGGGCCGCCGCCGCCGCUCCGCCUCGCCCGCCCUGCGCCGGCCGGCACCUCGCCUGAGCCAGCCCCUCGGCCCGCCCUAUGGUAGCCGGGCUGCCGCUCCUCGGGACUCGGGCGAAGCAUGGGCGGCGGGGCUUCCGCGGGAGCCGGGCGCCGGCAGCGGGAGUGAAGUUGCCCCCCGAUGGGGCCCCGGCGCUGCGGAACACGCGCCUGCUCCUGACGGCGCCAUGGAGGGCCUCCUGCUGUGGGUGCUGCUGGCGCUCGGCCGCUGGGCCCAGGCCCAGGUCUGCCCUAAGCGCUGCAUGUGCCAGAACCUCUCGCCCUCGCUGGCCAUCCUCUGCACCAAGACGGGCCUCCUCUUCGUGCCCACGGUGAUCGACCGGCGCACGGUGGAGCUGCGCCUGACCGACAACUUCAUCACCGUCAUCCGGCGCAAGGACUUCUCCAACAUGACCAGCCUGGUGCACCUCACGCUCUCCCGCAACACCAUCAGCCAGAUCCUGCCCUUCGCCUUCGCCGACCUGCGUGGCCUGCGGGCGCUGCACCUGGACAACAACCGGCUGCUGCUGAUCACCGGCGAGCAGCUGAGGGGGCUGCCCAACCUGCGCCACCUCAUCCUCAGCAACAACCAGCUGCAGGACAUCUCCCCCGGGGCUUUCGACGACUUCGUCGGCACCCUGGAGGACCUGGACCUCUCCUACAACAACCUGGCGCGGGUCCCGUGGGAGGCCAUCCGCCGCCUGGGGAACGUCAACUCCCUCAGCCUCGACCACAACCUGAUCGAGCUCGUCCCAGAGGGGGUCUUCAGCAACCUGCUCAAGCUGGCCCGCCUGGACAUGACGUCCAACAGGCUGAAGAAGAUCCCCCCCGACCCGCUCUUCCUCCGCAUCCCCGUCUACGCCAAGUCCAAAGGGUCCCCGCCGUCGUCGCUGGUCCUCGGCUUCGGGGGCAACCCGCUGCACUGCAACUGCGAGCUCCUGUGGCUGCGCAGGCUCACGCGCGAGGACGACCUGGAGACCUGCGCCUCCCCGCAGGACCUCCUGGGGAAGUACUUCUGGACCAUCCCCGAGGAGGAGUUCAUCUGCGAGCCCCCGGUCAUCACGCGCCACUCGGGGCGGCUGCUGGUGACGGAGGGCGAGGGGGCGGUCCUCCGCUGCCGCGGAGUGGGCGACCCCGAGCCCUCAAUCCACUGGGUCUCCCCAGAAGGCAAGGUGGUGGCGAACACGUCCCGGACCACCUCCUUCGACAACGGCACCCUGGAGAUCCUCAUCGCGACCGUCCAGGACACCGGGGCCUUUACCUGCAUCGCCUCCAACGCUGCCGGAGAAGCCACCACCUCCAUCGAGCUGGUGGUCCACCCCCUGCCCCACCUCUCCAACGGCACGGCCCCCAAGGUGCCUGAGGCCGCCGGCCCGUCCGACAUCCUUACCUCAGCCAAGGCCAGCCUCCCCGCGGGUGCCAAUGAGACGGCCCCCCCCCAGGACAAGGGCGUGGUGGCCUCUGAGGCCUCUUCCUCCUCGGUGCUGAUCCACUGGCACCCGCAGUGGCACGUCCCCGGCAUCCGGAUGUACCAGAUCCAGUACAACAGUUCCUCCGAUGACACCUUGGUGUACAGGAUGAUCCCCCCGUCCAGCAAAGCCUUUCUGGUGAAGGACUUGGCCUCCGGGCGGGACUACCACCUGUGCGUGCUGGCCGUCUACGACGACGGCGUGACGGCGCUCACGGCCACGCGCAGCCUGGGCUGCGUCCAGUUCCGCACCCCGCAGGACGCCCCGCAGUGCCACGCGCUGCACACCCAGUUCCUGGGCGGCACCAUGAUCAUCAUCAUCGGCGGCAUCAUCGUGGCCUCCGUCCUGGUCUUCAUCAUCAUCCUCAUGAUCCGCUACAAGGUCUACGGCGGCCAGGAGGAGCACAAGAAAGCCAGAGUCAGCAACGUCUACUCGCAGACUAACGGCGGCCAGGCGCCCCCCGCCCGCUCCGUGCCCUGCUCGGCCUCGAAACCGGAGGGGUGGGCCGUGGAGGGCUCGGCGGCGCCCCGGCUGGGGCGGGACCGCAGCGUCCCGGCCCUGGGCAAGGACUGCGAGAAGGGCUUGCGCUCCCACCCCUCCGAGCAGGCCCCUUCUCCCCGAAGGAGGAGGUGGUCACGGACUAGCCUGGACCUCCAUGGCAGCUCUUGCGGGCCGGCGGGCGAGGACCCCAGAGCGGAGGAGCAAGAUCCUCAGUUGAUGCCACCUGCUGGCGAGAGGAAGAAUGGCAGCGAAUGGACGGACGUCAAGAUCUGAGUGCGGUGGAGCCCCCCACGGUGGGAACAGCGCGAGGCAAGGCUGGAAGCCGGAGGUGGAAUCGCCGGGCCCUGCACCGUGCCUCCGCCCGCUCACCGCCAUGGUGCUGCCAAUCACAGGGAAGGGCAGGCUGGUAAACCCAGGCCUUGCCUGGGGGAGGACGUCCGGUCUGCGGGGAGCCUCCCCCCUUCUCCCUGCCACGGUUUCUACUGGACUCCCUCGUGGCCCCGUUUUCUAUGGAGCUCUUUCGGAUUUUCUAAACCAAGUCUGCAGUUUUCUAAUAAACGGAGUUGGAAAUCCGUG
Molecule: messenger RNA, 2597 nt
Organism: Varanus komodoensis (Komodo dragon)
Lineage: Eukaryota; Metazoa; Chordata; Lepidosauria; Squamata; Varanidae
Product: leucine-rich repeat and fibronectin type III domain-containing protein 1-like protein
Exons: 5
Coding region: 240-2294 (684 amino acids)
Molecular function (GO): protein binding
Source: RefSeq, a predicted model, not a curated record